This is a messenger RNA of Sparassis crispa, 657 nucleotides long. RefSeq lists its product as hypothetical. The transcript has 4 exons. The record is from RefSeq and is a predicted model, not a curated record. Bases 1 to 657 code for a protein of 218 amino acids. Lineage: Eukaryota; Fungi; Basidiomycota; Agaricomycetes; Polyporales; Sparassidaceae.
AUGUUUGCCUUCAGCACGCUCUCCAUCCUCGCGACCCUCGCUCUCAGCGCCUUCACGUCCGCGGCACCCUUCGCUUCUACCGGCGUUGUCAGCUCCGUAGAAGACCUCGUUGCCGUCCCCGAUGUUCCUUCGUUGGUUCCUCGUGCAACUGCGGGUGUAUAUGAGGUCAUAACCACUGUGACCGAGACAAUUCGUCCUCAGGUCGCUGAGCUCACGUUCCUUACUGCGCAAAAUGCGACGGUUGACAACAUCAGUAACAUCGUUGUUGGCAUUAGGACUGUUCUGGGUACAGCCCUCGUCGACGUUCAGGGUCUUAUGUGCGAGUCGACCGACGUCAUUCUCGCUCCCAUUGAGGGAACCGUCUUGAUCACCGUCGCUGAGCUCGCUGAGGUCGUUUCGGAGCUGCUGAUUCUCGUCUUCGAGGCGCUUGGCUUUGUUUUGACAAUCGUCUCUGCCGACAUCCUGCCCUCCGUCACCUACCUGCUUGCCUCCCUUGCCGAGGUCGUUGGCUGCCUGCUAUGCGCGGUCAUCAUGCUUGUUGACAAUAUCUUGGUGGGACUGGUUGGCGCUCUCGUGCCUCUGAUUUCCUCCAUUCUGUCCAUCAUUGGUUCACUCAACAUCACCAUCAUUGUUGCGGUCCUCGGCCUUUCUAUCUGA